Molecule: messenger RNA, 678 nt
Organism: Miscanthus lutarioriparius
Lineage: Eukaryota; Viridiplantae; Streptophyta; Magnoliopsida; Poales; Poaceae
Source: the annotation of a GenBank genome assembly
AUGGCCACCGCCCCCAACGCCUCCUCCCUCUUCCUGGUUUCCUCCCCCAUCUCCACCGCGCCACGAGCCCGCGCCGGGUCCUGCCCUCCCUCCGCCCAGCCGUCGCUGCGCCUCCGGCCGAGGCCGUCCCCGGCCAUCGCGGCCGCCGUCCAGGCGGAGCACCAGCCCGCGGUGGCCGCGACGCCGAAGCCGCCCGCGCUACCGUUCCGCGUGGGCCACGGCUUCGACCUCCACCGCCUGGAGCCCAACCUCCCGCUCAUCAUCGGCGGCAUCAACAUCCCCCACGACCGCGGCUGCGAGGCUCACUCUGACGGCGACGUGCUGCUGCACUGCGUGGUGGACGCGAUUCUCGGCGCGCUGGGGCUGCCAGACAUCGGGCAGAUUUUCCCGGACUCCGACCCCCGUUGGAAGGGCGCCGAUUCUUCUGUGUUCAUGAAGGAAGCUGUGAAAUUGAUGCAUGAAGCAGGCUAUGAGCUGGGCAACCUUGAUGCUACGCUGAUCUUGCAAAGACCAAAAAUUAGCCCAUUCAAGGAAACAAUCCGAUCAAAUUUGUGUGAUCUACUUGGGGCAGAUCCAUCUGUGGUCAAUCUCAAGGCCAAGACGCACGAGAAAGUUGACAGUCUAGGGGAAAACAGGAGCAUAGCUGCUCAUACUGUAGUUCUCCUGAUGCGGAAGUAG